This is a messenger RNA of Pseudoliparis swirei, 5562 nucleotides long. It is a transcript of the gene scube3, whose product is annotated as signal peptide, CUB domain, EGF-like 3. The transcript has 23 exons. Gene Ontology annotation, cellular component: cell surface. Lineage: Eukaryota; Metazoa; Chordata; Actinopteri; Perciformes; Liparidae. Bases 215 to 3262 code for a protein of 1015 amino acids. Gene Ontology annotation, molecular function: calcium ion binding. Gene Ontology annotation, biological process: signal transduction. The record is from RefSeq and is a predicted model, not a curated record.
AAAGCCUUGCUCCGCUGCGCGCUGUCGGGCUGUCCUGCACCCCGGUCACUGUAGACUCGCGUGAGGCGUCCAGAGGGAACCGGAUCGCGCAGUAUCCCACCAGCGGGUGCUCAGGGGGAAUAACAAGAGACCUUUAUACCCUCCGUGUUUGUGCUCCUCGCGCAUCGCAGAUCUCUCGAAAGCGCUCGCGCUCCACUGUCGCGGUGAAGUUAUCAUGUAUCUGCACGCUUUGAUACGCGCGAGCCUGGGAUUUGUAGGUUUCUGCUUGGUCGCCUUUGUCCAACAGUCGGCUUCAGGAAGUAAAACCCCUCAAGACGUGGACGAGUGCGCGGAGGCGCUCGACAACUGCAGCAUCGACGCCAUCUGCCAGAACACCCUGAAGUCGUACAAGUGCAUCUGCAAGUCGGGCUACAAAGGGGACGGCAAACAUUGCGAAGAUGUCGACGAGUGUGCAUCUGAAUACAACGGCGGUUGCGUCCACGAGUGCAUCAACAUCCCGGGAAAUUACAGGUGCACAUGCUAUGAUGGCUUCCGCUUGGCACAUGAUGGGCACAAUUGUCUCGAUGUGGAUGAGUGCUCAGAAGGCAACGGCGGAUGCCAGCAGAUCUGUGUCAACAUGAUGGGCAGCUACGAGUGCCGCUGCAGAGAAGGAUUCCUCCUGAGCGACAACCAGCAUACCUGUAUCCAAAGGCCUAAAGUGCAAUCAGAAAACUCAAAGGACAGACCCACUUGCAUGGACAAGAAUCACGGAUGUGCACACAUCUGCCGGGAAACGCAGAAGGGUGGCAUCGCCUGCGAGUGUCGGCCUGGAUUCCAGCUCACGCGCAACAUGAAGGAGUGCAAAUUGACAUGUAACUACGGUAACGGGGGUUGCCAGCACAUCUGCGAGGAGACGGACCACGUCCCCAAGUGUUCGUGCCACAUGAAGUUUGUCCUGCACAGCGAUGGAAAGACUUGUGUAGGGGAGAGGAGUGUCCAGUCCCAGGCAGCCCAACUGCUGUUCCCCAAUGAGACCUGUGCAGUGAACAACGGCGGCUGCGACAGCACAUGCCACGAUUCAGUGACGGGGGUCCGCUGCAGCUGCCCCGUCGGCUUCAAUCUGCAGCCGGACCGCAAGACCUGCAAAGACAUCGACGAGUGCCGUCUGAACAACGGGGGGUGUGACCACGUGUGCCGAAACACGGUGGGCAGCUUCGAGUGCAGCUGCAAGAAAGGCUACAAGCUGCUGACCAAUGAGAGGACAUGUCAAGACAUCGACGAGUGCUCUUUUGAUCGCACCUGUGACCACCUCUGCAUCAACUCCGCCGGAAGUUUCCAGUGCCUCUGUCAUAAAGGCUACAUCCUCUACGGCCUGGCGCACUGCGGGGAUAUUGAUGAGUGCAGCAUAAACCACGGAGGUUGUAAAUCCGGCUGCAUCAACUCUCUGGGGAGUUACGAGUGUACCUGUCCACCAGGGUCCAAGCUGCACUGGAACAGGAAGGACUGUGUCGAGUUGAUGAGAUGUCCUCUUGGACUGAUGGCACCAAAGGCCACGCUGACCUGUAGCAAGACGGGCAAGAAAGAGAGCUGCUCUCUUACCUGUGCCUCGAAGGCUCACUAUCUGGCAGAGUCUGAUAACAGCUACUCGGUCAGCUGUGGGGUCCCCAUCUUCAGAGGGAAGUCCCUGUCCAGGCACAACUCCAGCAGCAGUCAGAGCUGCAUAGAGGCGUUGACCCCCCCGGUGAAGCAGACGGCUUCUUUCAAGAUUAAAAACGCCAAAUGUCACCUGCACCCGAAGCUGACCGGCAGGACGGAGGACAGAGGACGGACCCUCGGACCAGGAGGGGGGCAGCCCUGCAGCAACUGCCUGGUGACCUUCGUUAACCUCAAAUGUGACUCCUCUAAGAAAGCCAAAGGGCGGCGUGCCCGCAACCCCUCGAAUAAAGAGGUGACGCGCAUUACUCUGGAGCUGGAAGCUGAGGUCAAACCCGGAGACACGACAGGAAGUUGCAAUCUCAGCUGCCUGAGGCAGCGCAUGGAGAAGCAGGUGAAGACGUACCUCAAGGCGCUGAAGAAGUCCAUCAACCAGGAGCGCUUCCUGAUCCGAGUGGCCGGCUUGGAGUACGAGGUGGCCCAGAAGCUUCCCCAGGCCACGCCCAGUCAGGAGAACUGCGGCCCGGGCUGGGAGAGGGAGAGCGGGCGAUGUGUCAGAUGCUUGUCGGGGUCGUACUACCACGGUGAGCAGGAGCGCUGUGUCCAGUGUCCACCUGGCACUUUCCAGGAGAAGGAGGGGCAGCUGGCCUGUGACCUUUGCCCCGGCAGUGACGGCCACGGGCCUGUCGGGGCACGAAACAUCUCCUCCUGUGCAGGCCAGUGUUCAACGGGCUCCUUCUCCAACGACGGGUUCAAACCCUGCCAGUCGUGCCCUAAUGGUUCCUACCAACCGGAUUUGGGGCGGACCCUGUGCUUCCCGUGUGGCGGAGGACUGGGCACCAAGCGGGAAGGUGCCAGCUCCUUCCACGAUUGCGAAGUCAAAGUUCAGUGUUCUCCAGGUCAUUACUACAACACCACAGUCCACCGGUGUAUCCGCUGCCCAGUGGGGACGUAUCAGACAGAGUUCAGGCAGAACUACUGUAUCUCCUGCCCCGGGAACACCACCACUGAUUUCGAUGGUGCCACAAGUGUCUCGCAGUGCAAGAACAGGAUGUGCGGCGGCGAGAUGGGCGAGUUCAUGGGUUACAUCGAGUCGCCCAACUAUCCCGGGAAUUACCCGGCGAAUGUCGAGUGCAUCUGGAACAUCAACCCGCCCAGCAAGCGCAAAAUCCUAAUUGUGGUGCCGGAGAUCUUCCUGCCCUCGGAGGACGAGUGCGGAGAUGUGCUGGUGAUGAGGAAGAACUGGUCGGCCACGUCCAUCACCACCUACGAGACGUGCCAGACGUACGAGCGGCCCAUCGCCUUCACCGCUCGCUCCAGGCGCCUCUGGAUCAACUUCAAGUCCAACGAAGCGAACAGCGCCAGAGGCUUCCAGAUCCCCUACGUUACUUACGAUGAGGACUAUGAACAGCUGGUAGAGGACAUAGUGCGAGAUGGAAGACUCUACGCCUCGGAAAAUCACCAAGAGAUCCUCAAGGAUAAAAAACUGAUUAAGACUCUUUUUGACGUGCUGGCUCACCCAAACAACUACUUCAAGUACACCACUCGGGAGUCCAACGAGAUGCUCCCUCGCUCCUUCAUCCGCCUCAUCAGCAGCAAAGUGUCCGCGUUCCUGCGGCCAUACAAGUAAAACCCGCUGACCGCCCCCCCCCCCCCCCCCCCUACAGGCCGUCCCACAACUCUCACAGGACUCGCAACUCAAACAUGCUAGUGUGUUUCCCCGUCUCUUAUUCCCCAUAGGCUUUGACAAUAAACACUAUGCAGACCUGAGAAACGACGGCAUUUUUUUUAUUUUUUAGUUUAUUUUGGUGCCGAUUCAGCGCAGGUCUGCAAUCCCAAACUCAAGCAUUUAAUGGGCGUGUAGUGGGGUCGGUUUCUGUUGUGCAAUGAAACCACGCAAACAAAAAUCAAUAGAAACGCCCGUUUCAGACCGUAGGAGUGACGUCGCGUGUGCGGUUCGAGCUCCAUAGAGCUAGUUAUCGUGUUUGCUUCAAUGAGCUCCUACCAUUAAGGAUGAGUGUGCGUGUUGUGUACGUGUUGUGUAACCCGAGGCCCAUCUUCAGCGGCCGCAUGCCGUCCUACAUUUGAGCUCUUAGAGCGGUUCCAAGGGUUUUACUGUUAAAACAGUUUGUGUUUCGUUCCGGCGUUUUCCAACCUUCAGAUCACUUCUGUUGCCCUUUUGUUGUUGUUUUUAAGCCAAUUUAAAGCAAAUACGAAAUAGGUGGGUUCAUCAUGACAGGAACAUAGUGGACAUUUCGGGAGAUUAAUAACAAACUAAUAAUUGAGAGCCACAGACGUGAGACAAUGCGACGCCUGGUGGAACACGUCUCAGAGAGAGAAAUGUCUUCAAGGGACAUGUUUGCUGCUUCUUUUAAAAAGGUCACUUUAAUUCUUCAAUCUCAUAUCGUCUUUCUGAUGUACUCGACGCACCGAUAGUCUCUAGUUGAAACUAAGGAAGCUCCAUGCAUGAAAUACUUAGUUCUUACACACAGUAAGUCCAUCUUGUCACAUUGCCAGUUUUAUUGUGUUUUUAUUUCAUUCUUGUAAAUAAUGAAAAAUGUAACUAGACGAGGGUUGAAUUCUUUAACCAUAAAUUUUGUACGCAGGACCCCACCGCCCCCCCAAUUGCUUUCUGCCCGUCAUGUCCCACCCCUCAAGUCCAAAGACACCCAGUGCUCCCGUCUAACACCCCCACUUCUUUUUUUUCCGUUCUGUCCCAAUGAAGACAGCUCUUCCAAAGACCGUCCCCCAAAAAAAGGACAGGUCACUUUGUCUUGUGCACUAAAUUUAGAGCCCGUCAUCCGACAUUUAUAAGUGCAACGAGUGAAAACAUCUUCAUUUUGGUCACGCCCCGUUGGUGACCCACAACAGAGCUCGUGGAAUGGGAUUUAUGGGCCGCAUUCUUUGUAUUAAAUAUGUAUCGGUCACUGGGCAGAAGAUGUUUAGGUUGGAACGUGUAACUGCUCUUAAGAGAAAUUUAAAAAAACGUUUAAAAAAUGUAACGUCUGUCAAAUGUAGUAAAAACUGAAUAUUUGGUGUGUAAAAAAAAAAAAAGAGAACUGAAAACGACCACGACAGGGUAAAAUUAUUUUACAAAUCUAACGCUAUGCUCCAUGUUAGGAUAUUGCCAAUUAGAUAAAAGGAAUCGCUAAUCGCGGGGGGGGGGGGGGUCAUAUGCGCCGCUCGUUGGAUCAGAGGCUCCACAAGGACGCUCGGCAAGAAAGGGAACACGUGCUCCUCUAUAUGUCGAGACUGUUCCUUAGUCCCAUUAUUCCUAAAUCCUUCGCGCCGCCGCUUGUCAAAUUUGGUCCAGAUGGCUGCGUGGCGAUUAGAAUAAUGCCAACACUGCGUCAACGCUUCGGGGGGGGGGCCACUUGUGUAAAUAUAAAUAAGUGGUACAGGAUAUGACGUGUACCUUAUCAGACUCUAUUAAAGUAGGCUACCCACAUUUUAGGAUGACUAAAGGGAUUUUGGCCACAUUGUCAAACCGGGGCGAUGGUGGGCGGAGCCACGAAGAAAACUCACGUCAGGUCGAUAUGUCCGUACCUGCCCCCCCCCCCCCCGAAUCAGCUUCUUUCCUGCAACCCGAUAAGUUUCUUUUUCCCCUUUUAAUUUGUUGCCUUUUAACGAGAGUUUGCUAUGAUGCAUCAUAGAGUUGAUAAUGAUAUUUGCACUUGAAUUGUUAUUGCUCAUGUAAAGAAAUGUCUGGAUUUUGUAUUUGUCUUUUUAAAUGAAUGGAGUUGGUGUUCUUAUUUUCUUGUAGCUUGUUUGUUCAUGAAAUGCUCACUCACCGUUUAGUCUAUAGAGAUGAGACAUAACAUUAUCAACUGUUUAAAAAAAAAAAAAAAAAACUAUGUACAGAGGUGAAUGAAACCGGUUUGUACUUGUUACUGCCCAGGACACUUAUUGAAAUAAACAUACUGUACUUCA